Molecule: messenger RNA, 1192 nt
Organism: Dinoponera quadriceps
Lineage: Eukaryota; Metazoa; Arthropoda; Insecta; Hymenoptera; Formicidae
Exons: 2
Coding region: 182-691 (169 amino acids)
Source: RefSeq, a predicted model, not a curated record
UUCUAUCUUACGCAAGAUUCGGUCUACCUCCGAUGUUCGACGUGACUGAGUGAAUGCUGCAAAGCUGGUGUAGGAGGGAUGCUGCUGAGGUUCCCGUAACCAAAAGUGAGAGAGAGAGAGAGGUUAGAGCAGGAUAAACGAUUAUGUCCAUCUGAUUACAAUUUUCUUUUAAUGUAAAAAGAUGGAGGAUUUUGUAUCAACACGUGCCUCUGAUAUCAAACGAAACUAUGUCUCCGUGAAUUAUGAAGUCCCAAAGAAAAAAGUGACAUCAACAGAUAGUUUUGUUACUAAGCGAGAGUUACGCAAGAAUGAUACAAUUGAUUCUAUGACAAAAAGAAACUCAGCGGAGCUAAGAAGAGAACAAGAAAAAGAAAUGAAAAGGGCACGCUUUGAUGUCAUUAAAUUAGGUAUGUCUGGUUUUGGGAAAGAAAAGGCAAGAAAAACGAAAAUUGAGCUUGCUGUCAGCUUGGGUGCAGUUCCACCCAAAAACAAGAGAAUGAAUUAUAAGAAGUUGAAACUACGUCGAAAAACAGAUGAUGAGAAGAUUAAAAAGGAGCAACAUACUUCAGGUUUUACCAGUAGCUUGCUCAAGCCUAAGUUGAAGAAAAAUGGUAAAAAGAACUCCGGUAUUUUAGGAGUUUACGGAAAAGUAUCAAAAAAUGCUCCGUCUAAGCAGAAAAGCAGAAUUUAGUUGAUAAACAUUUAAAUAUCUAGGUAAAGACGUAUUCAGGAUUUAAUGAAAGAAUUGUAUAAAAUGAUUGUAACUGAAAAUAAGAACUCAGUGUGUGUAUAUCUAUAGGUAUUUCAAUAUUUCAAUUAUUUUUAGCUUAUUAAACUUUUAAUAAUUUUUAUUAAAAAACAAUAGCUGAUCUUUUUAGCAAAUAUUCGAGUUGUGUCUGUUUGAUUUUUGCUAGUUGCCUAUUACAUUUUUUGCUUUCAAACCUUUUUUCAGUUGUCGAAAGAGAAAUUUUUUGUAAUAUUUUCUAAGUAUGUAAAAGGACAUAAAAGGAAAGGGUGGAUGAAGAAAGAAUCAUAUUUUAUAACUGGAAACAUUUAAAAUAUGUUUUGUCAAUUCAUUGCUGUUUGUCGUUACAACAUCAAUUAUCUAUGUCUAACAAUAACAUUUCCUCUGGUGUGUUGUAUACUAUGUACGAAGAAUAACGAGUAAUAAAAUAAUAUUUUCAUAUAUAUA